Molecule: messenger RNA, 3563 nt
Organism: Hipposideros armiger (great roundleaf bat)
Lineage: Eukaryota; Metazoa; Chordata; Mammalia; Chiroptera; Hipposideridae
Gene: PPP6R1
Product: protein phosphatase 6 regulatory subunit 1
Exons: 24
Coding region: 30-2678 (882 amino acids)
Cellular component (GO): nucleus; cytosol
Molecular function (GO): protein phosphatase binding; protein phosphatase regulator activity
Source: RefSeq, a predicted model, not a curated record
UGCGGGUGGCAGCAAGAGAUGAGGGCGCCAUGUUUUGGAAGUUUGACCUGCACACAAGCUCGCACCUGGAUGCGCUGCUGGAGCGGGAAGAUCUGAGCCUGCCCGAGCUGCUGGAUGAGGAGGACGUGUUGCAGGAGUGCAAGGUCGUCAACCGCAAGCUGCUGGACUUCCUGCUGCAGCCACUGCACCUGCAGGCCAUGGUGUCCUGGGUCACCCAGGAGCCGCCAGCCAGCGGCGAGGAGCGGCUGCGCUACAAGUACUCUAGCGUGGCCUGCGAGAUCCUGACUUCAGAUGUGCCCCAGAUCAACGAUGCCCUGGGUGCUGAUGAGUCCCUGCUGAACCGGCUCUAUGGCUUCCUGCAGAGCGACAGCUGCCUCAACCCAUUGCUGGCCAGCUUCUUCAGCAAGGUCAUGGGCAUACUCAUCAACCGCAAGACGGACCAGCUCGUGUCCUUCCUGCGCAAGAAGGACGACUUCGUGGACCUGCUGCUGCAGCACAUUGGCACCUCGGCCAUCAUGGACCUGCUGCUGCGCCUCCUCACGUGCGUGGAGCGGCCCCAACUGAGGCAGGACGUGGUCAAUUGGCUCAACGAGGAGAAGAUCGUCCAGCGGCUCAUCGAGCAGAUCCACCCGUCGAAAGAUGACAAUCAACAUUCCAACGCAUCCCAGUCCCUGUGUGACAUCAUCCGCCUGAGCCGGGACCAGAUGAUCCAAGUCCAGGACAGUCCAGAGCCCGACCAGCUGCUGGCCACCCUGGAGAAGCAGGAGACAAUCGAGCAGCUCUUGAGUAACAUGCUGGAAGGGGAGCCGAGCCCAUCUGUUCUCGUCAGUGGGAUCCAGGUGCUGCUGACUCUGCUGGAGCCCAGGAGGCCACGGUCCGAGUCCAUGACAGUGAAUAACUUCUUCAGCAGUGUAGACGGGCAGCUGGAGCUGCUAGCCCAGGCAACCCUGGACAGCACCGUGUCCUGCAUGGGCACCCUGCACGCCCUGCGUCCUCGGCUCAGCCGCUUCCACCAGCUCCUACUUGAGCCGCCCCAGCUGGAGCCACUGUGUACAACAUGGGGUACCCUGGCCCCGCCACUGGGCAACACGCGGCUGCAUGUGGUCAAGCUGUUGGCCAGUGCCUUGAGCGCCAACGAUGCUGCCCUGACCCAGGAGCUUCUGGCGCUGGACGUGCCCAACACCAUGCUGGACCUCUUCUUCCACUAUGUCUUCAACAACUUCCUCCACACCCAAGUGGAGGUGUGUGUGAGUGCCAUGCUGAGCGCUGGGCCCCCUUCCGACAGCAGCCUCGAGAUGCCUGUCCAGAACCCUGUCGUGAAACACCUGCUGCAGCAGUGUCGCCUGGUGGAGCGCAUCCUAACAUCCUGGGGAGAGAAUGACCGUGUACAGUCUGCAGGGGGCCCUCGGAAAGGCUACAUGGGUCACCUGACUAGAGUGGCCAACGCCUUGGUGCAGAACACAGAGAAGGGGCCCAAUGCUGAGCAGCUGGGACAGCUGCUGAAGGAGCUUCCAGGCGAGCAGCAGGAGCAGUGGGAGGCCUUCGUGUCGGGACCCCUGGCCGAGACCAACAAGAAGAACAUGGUGGACCUGGUGAACACCCACCACCUGCACUCCUCCAGUGACGACGAGGACGACAGGCUCAAGGAGUUCAACUUCCCAGAGGAGGCCGUGCUACAGCAGGCCUUCAUGGACUUCCAGAUGCAGCGCAUGACCUCAGCCUUCAUCGACCACUUCGGCUUUAACGACGAGGAGUUUGGGGAGCAGGAAGAAAGCGUGAACGCGCCUUUCGACAAGACAGCCAACAUCACCUUCUCCCUCAAUGCCGAUGAUGAGAACCCCAAUGCCAACCUGCUCGAGAUAUGCUACAAGGACCGGAUCCAGCAGUUUGAUGAUGACGAGGAGGAGGAGCAGGAAGAGGGCCAGGGUUCUGGGGAGUCUGACGGGGAGGAUGGUGCCUGGCAGAGUGGCCAGCUGGCCAGGGGGGCCCACCUGGGCCAGCCCCCAGGCCUGCGGAGUGGAGGCAGCACAGACAGCGAGGAGGAGGAGGAAGAGGAGGAGGAGGACGAUGAUGAAGAGGACGACGAGGAGGAUGGCCGGGUGGUCCGUGGAGGGGCCGGGCCCUCCUCUUACCCCAGCCCCGGCCCUCAGCCUCCGGGCCCCAGCUGGACAGCCACCUUUGACCCAGUGCCUACAAAUGCCCUGACUGGCUCCCAAGACUCCAGGGACAAAGAGCCGUGCUCUGGUCCCUCUGUUUCACAGGGCCCCCUCUGCAUGCCCCAGGACCUCCCUGCCCCCAGCGGGGCCGGCCCUGCAGCUCCCAACGCCCUGCAGCUCAGGUCUCAGGACCCUGCACCCACCUCAGCACCUCAGGAAGCCACAGAUGGCGGCAAAGCAGCAGAGCCCUCGGCUCCCUGUCAGGCCUUGGUCAGCGUCGGGGACCUCCAGGCCACCUUCAGAGGGACAAGCUCUGCUCCCAAGUCCUUGGACAGUGCAACCAGAGACCCUACUACCUCUGUCCCAGCCCCUGGGGCCCACCAGCCCCCCCAUACCAUGGAGGGGGAGAAGAGCCCAGAGCCCUCGGGGCUCCCCCAAAACCAGAGUGCCCAGGCCCUCCAGCUGCCUCCAAUGCCCAACACCUCUGCCCCGGGAGGGCCAGUGUCCCCAGGCUCCCAGUAACUGCCUGGUCCCGGUGGUGGCAGCCAAAUCCUCGUCCUGCAUGUGGACCCUGCCCGGGCAGGGGCAGGACAGAUCCCACAAUGGCCCGUUGCCCCAUCACCCCAUCCCCACCCCUUAUCCCCCACCCCCCAUGUUCUCUCUCUGGACUUACAGGAGGCUGGUGCCAGGGAGACAGGUCCUCCCCCACCCCCCAUUUGCACUGAGAAAAGAAAUGAUGGAGUUUUGUCUCCUAGAAUAAAGAUAUAGAGUCGAGUAGAGAGAAAGAGAGAGAGACCUAUAUUAUAUAUUAUAUAUAUAUAUUGAGGGAGGAGAGAGUGGGUGGAAAGAGCCAGAAGGAAGCUAGGCCCCAAGGGCAGGCGGGCGGGGGUUGGACCUUUACCCUGUCCCAGUGGGGGCUGCAUUGCGGUUCCCGAGGCACAGUCCACCCUUUCCUCCCACCAUGCCCGCCCUCUCCCAUGCAAACACCCACAUCCACACUCGGCCUUUCAGCUCAGGUCCACCUGGAGGGGAGGGCCCAAGUGGGGGCCAUGCCUUUGCCCAGCCCCUCACCCUGGACCCUGCACUUUCCCCCAGGCUGGGAGCUAAAGGACCCUCUGGCCUGGUGGCUGUCUGGGGGCUGGGGUCCCAGUCCAAGGGGGCCUCCCUGGUGACAUUCCCACAAGGCCCUGACACACUCAUGAGACCCUUGCGCCUCCCAUGGACCCCAGGGUGGGGGCCUGACGGGUCUGGCUGGGGUCCCCCUCCUACGCUCCGUCUGGGGUCCAGCCCAGCUGCCAAGUGACCUUGUCCCAGCUCCCUCUCCCCAGGCUGGCGUGAGUGUUGUGUGUUUGUGCCUAGCUUCUAUUUCAUAUUGCAAAUAUAAAUAAAUAAAGGAAGACAGUUUAA